CAGCAGACAUUCUCGAAACUCUUCAAGAUCAAGUCGACGGACUGAUGGACAAACUGUCAUUUCCGCUAGCAGAAAAAUAAUUUCAAUCUGAUGAGUUUUUAUUUUAGACAUUAGACUUGCUUUGAAUUUGAAUAUCAAAAUGUGUGAAAAUUAUCAAUUAUCAUGGACUCAUUCGAAACGGCGCCUAGAACAUUCCCAUCCACUGUUUGAAGAAGGCAAUAUCUUGUGUUGUAUGUUGGCAAAACAGCUACCUUUUGAUUUGGCAGCAGAUGAAGAGUUCUUGGAUGAUAGUGAAUCCAAUGGCAUUCCAUGUGGGAUCUCAGGCUGCAAUAAGAUUCUGGAUUCCCUGACUAGCUACGAGUUACACUACAACAGCACACACAGAAAUGCCUGCAGUCAGUGUAAAAGGAACUUCCCCACCUCUCAUCUCCUGGACAUCCAUCUCCUGGAGUGGCAUGACUCCAUGUUUGAUCUGUUGGCAUCAAAGUCUCCAAUGUACCAAUGUCUGCUGGAACUGUGUGGCGACAAAUUCUGGAAUUCAAAAGACAGGAAAAACCACAUGAUCAAGUGCCAUAAGUUUCCAUCUAACUAUAGAUUUGAAAGAGAGAAGAGACAAAAAACAGAGUCAAGAGACGGUGAGAAUAUGGAAGUAAAUACAUCUAGGGAAGAAGUCUCACAAAAUCGUAGGGUAUUCAGUUACAAAGUACCAAAUCAAAUUUGCUUUGGACAAGGGUCAGCCCUCGGGUUCCAGAGAGGGAGGGGGAGGGGAAAUAAAGGCCCAAAGAAACACUGGCACCAGACCAAGAAAGGCAAAAACACGGCCGUGGACAUUGAGUCAGUCGAUAUGAAGGAGUUGGCUCAGGCGCUGGAGGCUCCUAAAGAUGGUGCCAUGGAAAACUGAAGGGGAGGCUCCUGAAGACAGUGCCAUGAAAAACUGACAGGGAGGCUCCUUAAGACGGUGCCAUGGAAAACUGACGGGGAGGCUCCUGAAGACUGUGCCAUGAAAAACUGAUGGGGAGGCUCCUUAAGAAAGACACUGACAUGGUUCUGGUGGAUAGGGUGGUAGCUGUCAUUAACUGUGCUGCAGGAAUGUCCUGACUACAGUAUAUUAACUCACUAGUUUGCUGGGAAAAUUCUUGCCUUUGGUUGAUGAGUGUUUGCUAUGUAAAUUUUGGCUACCGGGUAUACACUUUAUAUAUGUUUGUUCCAAUUGGGAAAAAAGUUUACUUUUGACUGAAGUUAAUAGUGAGUGUUCAACGGCUGUUUUAUAUGCAUUUUACAUUGUAAUCGUUUUAUAUUCCAAUUAAAUAUUUCAUUUCUUGACUUUA
This is a messenger RNA of Magallana angulata, 1328 nucleotides long. Its product is annotated as zinc finger protein 511-like. Bases 140 to 901 code for a protein of 253 amino acids. The transcript is spliced from 6 exons. The record is from RefSeq and is a predicted model, not a curated record. Lineage: Eukaryota; Metazoa; Mollusca; Bivalvia; Ostreida; Ostreidae.